Brassica oleracea var. oleracea is the source of this 1419-nucleotide messenger RNA. Its product is annotated as zinc finger BED domain-containing protein DAYSLEEPER-like. NCBI's taxonomy places the organism in Eukaryota, Viridiplantae, Streptophyta, Magnoliopsida, Brassicales, Brassicaceae. The transcript has 4 exons. The coding region runs from base 1 to 1419 and encodes 472 amino acids. The record is from RefSeq and is a predicted model, not a curated record.
AUGGAUAAACCCGUUUUUCCCAUGGGUUAUGAAUGGGCAAAAUUUGGGAAACCAUGUAAAAAGGUUACAGAAACAAAAUCGUUUUGGGAAAAAGUUCAUUUCAUCAUCUCGAGUCGCUCUCUCGACUCUCCCCAAGGCGAUUCUCUCGAAGUCACGAUCUCCAGCCUUCGUCCGUCUCCGUCACUCUCCGCCUCGUCGCCGUUACUCUCCGUCUCCGUCUGUCUCCAACCGUCUCGUCCAUCUCCAACCGUCUCGUCUCGUCCCCGUCUCUCUCUGUUCGUCAGGAUGGACAAUGAGGAUACUAUGAACCUAGAAGACACUAAAUACAUGAGUGGGGAUGAGAUGGUGGAUCAAAACUCAGAUGAAGAUGAAGCAGUAGCAGUGGAGGAUACUCUCAUGAGAACAGCUGAAAUCUGCAGAAAAAGAGGAGGUAAACGCAGACACUCCAGAUGUUGGAAGCACUUUAAUAUAAUAGGAGAGAAUUAUCCAGAUGGUUCGAAUGACAUCCAGUUCAAAUUCUGCAAUCACACCUACAACUUCAACCUGCGUAGGAGUGGAACCUCAGAUCUUUUGCGUCAUAUGAAGGUCUGUAGUUUGAAUCCUGUCUCUAGUACACCUGGAACUGGUAGGAUGAUAGAUCAGCUUGUGUUUCGUGAGAUGAUUGCAGUAGCCUUGAUUGAGCAUAACCUGCCAUACUCAUUUGUUGAGUAUAGAAGAGUAAGGGAAGCAUUGUCAUAUGCGAAUCCUACUAUAGAGUUCUGGUGCAGGAAUACAACUGCUAGCGACUGUUUGAAGGUAUAUGAGAGGGAGAAGCUGAAACUAAGACAGAAGUUGAAAGAAAUUUCAGGAAGGAUCUGCUUAACAACUGACCUGUGGAGAGCUCUUACAGUUGAAGGGUAUUUGUGUCUGAUGGCUCACUUCAUAGAUAAAGAUUGGAGUCUGAAGUCAAGGAUUCUCGAGUUCUGUGCAUUUCCUCCUCCUCAUACUGGUGUUGCCAUAGAGAUGAAGAUAAUAAAGUUGCUGAAAGAGUGGGACCUAGAGAAGAGAGUCUUCACAGUCACUGUCGACAAUGCUUCAGCAAACGACAAUAUGCAGUCCAUUCUCAAGAAGCAGCUUCGGAGAGGAUUGAUAAGAGAUAGUGUCAAGUUUGUGAAGGUGACAAAAACUAGAGAGAAACUCUUUGAUAGCUGUGUGCAAACAGUGGGUAUUGAACCAAACAGAGGUGUGUUACCAGGGUUGGUUAUGGAUGUAGCAACGAGAUGGAACUCAACCCAUUUUAUGCUAGAGAGAGCCAUCAUUUAUAGAGAAGCCUUUCGCCAUCUUGCUGAAGUUGAUGCAGCUUAUAAGUUCAGUCCAAGUGAAUUGGAGUGGGAGAGGGAAGGCUUGAUUUCCGAAUUCUUGGCUCCAUUGCUGAGAUGA